Messenger RNA from Numida meleagris (helmeted guineafowl), 9766 nucleotides. RefSeq names its product signal peptide, CUB domain and EGF like domain containing 1 (gene SCUBE1). The coding region runs from base 119 to 3175 and encodes 1018 amino acids. Gene Ontology annotation, molecular function: calcium ion binding. Gene Ontology annotation, biological process: signal transduction. The transcript has 23 exons. NCBI's taxonomy places the organism in Eukaryota, Metazoa, Chordata, Aves, Galliformes, Numididae. Gene Ontology annotation, cellular component: cell surface. The record is from RefSeq and is a predicted model, not a curated record.
AGCCGCGGCGAAUCAGCGGGGCGCUGUCAGGGCGUCAGCGCCGGCGGCUCCGCGCGGCCGGCCCCGAGCGCGUCCCUUAUCGCAGACGGGCACCGGGGGCCGGGACCGCAUCAUUACCAUGGGCACUGUUUGCUUUGCGCGGCGCUGCUGUUUGCUCUUCGCCCUUGCCUGGGCCGGCAGGUUAGCGGCGGGCAGCGGGAGCGCAGACGUUGACGAGUGCGCAGAAGCUACAGACGACUGUCACAUCGAUGCCAUUUGCCAAAACACGCCGAAAUCCUACAAAUGUAUCUGCAAGCCAGGCUAUAAGGGUGAAGGGAAACAAUGCGAAGAUAUUGAUGAGUGUGAAAAUGAUUUCUACAAUGGGGGUUGUGUCCAUGAGUGCAUCAACAUUCCAGGCAACUACAGAUGUACAUGCUAUGACGGGUUCAUGUUGGCCCAUGAUGGCCACAACUGUCUUGAUGUUGAUGAGUGUCAGGAUAACAAUGGAGGGUGCCAGCAGAUUUGUGUAAAUACUAUGGGCAGCUAUGAAUGUCAGUGCAAAGAAGGCUUUUUUCUGAGUGAUAACCAGCACACCUGUAUUCAUCGCUCCAUUGAGGGUAUGAACUGUAUGAACAAAGAUCAUGGGUGUGCACACAUCUGCCGGGAGACGCCCAAAGGUGGGGUUGCCUGUGAAUGUAGGCCUGGCUUUGAACUUGCCAAAAACCAGAAGGACUGCAAAUUAACCUGUAACUAUGGGAAUGGAGGCUGCCAACACACCUGUGAUGACACUGAUACUGGUCCUGUGUGUGGUUGUCAUCAGAAGUAUGCCCUGCAUUCAGAUGGACGAACCUGCAUUGAGAAGGAUGAGGCUGCAAUUGAGAGUUCUGAGUACAAUGCCACGUCAGUAGCUGAUGUGGACAAGCGGGUGAAACGGCGGCUACUUAUGGAAACAUGUGCUGUCAAUAAUGGAGGCUGUGAUCGGACUUGCAAGGAUACCGCGACAGGGGUACGAUGCAGUUGCCCAGUUGGAUUUACCCUGCAGCCUGAUGGGAAAACGUGCAAAGAUAUUGAUGAGUGCUUGGUAAACAAUGGUGGCUGUGACCAUUUCUGCCGAAACACGGUUGGCAGCUUUGAAUGCAGCUGUCAGAAAGGCUAUAAACUGCUCACAGAUGAACGGACCUGCCAAGAUAUAGAUGAGUGUUCCUUUGAAAGGACUUGUGAUCACACCUGCAUCAACUACCCUGGAAGCUUCGAAUGUCUCUGCCAUAAAGGCUACACCUUGUAUGGACUGACGCACUGCGGAGAUAUUGAUGAAUGCAGCAUCAGCAAUGGCAGCUGUGACUAUGGAUGUCUGAAUACAAUGGGAAGCUAUGAGUGUGUUUGUCCACCUGGAAAGAAACUGCACUGGAAUAAAAAGGACUGCGUUGAGAUGGUGAAAUGUCUCCCAAAUGCCAAACCAGCUCCCAAGGCUCAACUAGUGUGUAGUAAGACAGGAGGAAUAGAGAGCUGCUUCCUAUCAUGCCCCUCCAAUACUCUUUUUGUUCCAGAUUCAGAGAACAGCUACACGCUGAGCUGUGGUGUUCCUGUCCAGCAAGGCAAGGCUCAGCAGAAGCGCAAUGCCACCCUUCCCAGCUGCGCAGAUUCCUUAGCCCCUCCAAUCAAGCAGAAAGCUCGUUUUAAAAUUAAAGAUGCAAAGUGCCACUUACGGCCUCGCAGCAAAGAAAAAACAAAAGACGCUGGGAAGCAAGCUGUGUUAGGAGGUCAAUUCCCUUGUACAGACAACUGCCAGGUGACUUUUGUGAAUCUCAAGUGUGAUUCCUCCAAGAAAAAGCGCCGGGGCCGCAAGUCGCCAUCAAAAGAAGUGUCCCAUAUCACUGCAGAGUUUGAAGUGGAGAUGAAGUCAGAAGAAGUCUCAGACACCUGUAACAUUGACUGUGUUCGGAAAAGGAUGGAGCAGAAGCUGCAAACUGCAAUCAAAACAUUGAGGAAAUCUAUUAAUAAACAGCAAUUUUACAUUCAGUUUUCUGGGACAGAAUAUGAAGUGGCUCAGAAGCCAGCUAAAGCUACUGAAGGGCAUGAAGCUUGCAGUACAGGGCAAGUGCUGCAGGAUGGAAAAUGCGUUACCUGCAGCACGGGCACCUUUUAUAGUGGAGAACAUAAUCAGUGCGUUCCUUGCUCACCAGGAACAUACCAAGACACAGAAGGUCAACUUACCUGUGAGCCUUGCCCAAGUAGUGAUGGACAGGGAGUAGCAGGCGCCCGGAAUGUGUCAGAAUGUGGAGGGCAGUGUUCUCCUGGACACUAUUCAUCAGAUGGUUUUAAACCUUGUCGAGUCUGUCCUCUUGGUACAUAUCAGCCUGAACCAGGAAGGACCCUCUGCUUUCCAUGUGGUGGAGGGCUUGUGACCAAGUAUGAAGGUGCUGUUUCUUUUCAAGACUGUGAAACCAAAGUUCAUUGCUCUCCUGGACACUACUACAACUCCACAACGCACAGAUGUAUCCGAUGCCCUGUGGGAACUUACCAGCCUGAGUUUGGUCAAAACUACUGCAUCACCUGCCCUGGGAACACAAGUACAGAUUUUGAUGGCUCCACUAAUGUUACACACUGUAAAAACCAGCACUGUGGAGGAGAGCUUGGUGAUUAUACUGGCUAUAUUGAAUCGCCCAACUAUCCUGGAGACUACCCAGCUAACGUUGAAUGCAUUUGGAAUAUAAAUCCACCCCCAAAGAGGAGAAUACUCAUUGUAGUACCUGAGAUAUUUCUCCCAAUUGAAGAUGAAUGUGGUGAUGUUUUAGUAAUGAGAAAAAGUGCUUCUCCUACUUCAAUUACUACAUACGAAACAUGUCAGACAUAUGAGAGACCUAUUGCAUUUACUUCAAGAUCAAGGAAGCUAUGGAUUCAGUUCAAGUCGAAUGAAGGCAACAGUGGCAAAGGAUUUCAAGUCCCCUAUGUGACUUAUGAUGAGGAUUACCAACAACUAAUAGAAGAUAUUGUUCGAGAUGGACGAUUAUAUGCAUCAGAAAAUCAUCAAGAAAUUUUAAAGGACAAGAAACUGAUUAAAGCUCUCUUUGACGUACUGGCACAUCCACAAAACUAUUUCAAGUACACAGCACAAGAGUCAAAAGAGAUGUUUCCAAGAUCAUUUAUAAAGCUAUUGCGAUCAAAAGUUUCCAGAUUUCUACGACCAUAUAAAUAGUGGUAUUCAGUCUGAGGUUAUUUUGCAUUCCUGUCAAAUAUUGUCUUUCCUCCAUAGUAGAAACAUUUGGUAAUUUAAAGGCUCUUUUCUGCAGUCUUUAUUUACAAUUGUAUAUUGAAGAAUACCUAUAAUGUUUUAUAAUCAUUAAACACCAAUGUUCUGAAUGGGAUUUUUACUACAAAAAAAAAAUAUUGUGGAUCCUUGAGUGCAUCUAGCUGAAGAUCCAAAUUUGUGUCUGCACUUGUGUAUCUUCACUUUCCAUUUGAAACUACAUUAUGUAAAAAAACUCUUUCUAGUUUUUUAUUUUCCAUCAAAAAUAAUUUUCUGCAAAGCGAAGAAGGCAUCUAUUCAAAUCUGAUGAAACUACCUACCAAUAGGUUCUGUUGUAGUAAGAGGUAUGUAGUAUAAAUAAGAUUUGGAUUUUGAAUUGCACUUGAAGUUUAGAAGAAAACAAAACAAUCCAAAUUUUGUAAUUUCUCAUUUGUGGCUUAGUGGAACCUCUGACCAAGUAGAAAUCAAAAGGAAAGAAAAAGGAGGAAAAAAAAAAGAAUCAGAUGUAUAAUUUUGUUUUAUGAAUUCUGUACAACUGAGUCCCGUGUGCUUAUUUUUUUUAUCUGUCCUCUUCUAAAUUUCUUCAGAGGUUUGCCACUGUAUGUAACUGCAUUGAAAUGGAUUGAGCUAUGGAAUUCUAUCCACCGGUUGGUCCCUUCGGAGGCAGUUAGAAUAGGAUAGAUGAGAAAUGAACAACACCAACAAAAGUGGUAGUCUGUUUUUCUUUCCGUUAAUAAAGCAUCUAAAUGAGUAAAAUAUAUAAAUAUAUAAAUAUAUGCUUCUAUUUGUGGGUACAUUAGUAAUGUUAUCUUUAGUUACUGUAAAUAUUAUUCAUGCUUAAAUCUUUGCUCCCACACACACUAUUUACUCAUAUCUAUUUGUAACUUUGCUUAGAUGAUUAAAUGACUUCUCCAAGUGCUUGUCACUUCUGUUAACACAAAGCCUUCUGGAGUUUUAUAACAUAAGAUAAUGGUUUAGUUUGCGGCAUUCUCUUUUAACACAUUAUUCCAAGAAAAGUAGCAUUAGUUUAGAUGUAACUGCUGUCCAGGAAGGGGUCAGUUAUUGUCUCUUCCUUGGGCACCCCACACAGCAGACGAACAGUUACACCGGAGGACAGCACACUUACGAGGAGCUCACCAAAGAGGGUUUUUUUUUUUAGAUCUGCCAUCUCUAAAAUGCUGGGAACAUACCUCUGCCACAGGCUCAAACUGCAAGGGAACAGUGCAGGAACAUAGUUUUGCAGCCCGGUUUGAUAGGCUGGAGGACUGGUACUGCAAUCAAAGACUUGGAGCCACUGUGCCCAUCAACUGCUGGGACUAUGCAGGCUGUAAGAAAGCAUUAAUCUUGUGGUCAGGCCCUCCUCACAGAGUGAGAGGUACCUGGGGUCUAAGAUGAUGAUAAAUCCCGUGUUUCCUCCUGUUUUCUGGCACAAGGGUUAAUUUCACAGAAUCACAGAAUUCAGCGAGAGAGUAGCUAUUUUUAUUGAUAUUUCAGCUUCUUUAUUUUUAAGCCCCUUCCUCUUUUGUAUCAUUUUCCCUUCUGAUCCCACAAGAUUAUGAUAUGCAUAAAUUAACUAUCAUGACAGCAUCCUUUCAGAAAAAGACAGAUGUAACUGCAUUUUUUUUGCAUAUCUACCUUGUAGUUUAAAAUACUCUUGAAUGCUCUCAAAGAAAGCAUUAAGGGUGGAUAAGGCUAACUUCCUGUAUUUCUUACACUUUUUUUUUGUCUUUGAGCAUGUGCUGUUUAAAUUUACAAAGUUGUUUUCUAUUCUUUUCAAAUGGUUGAUUAUUUUAUUUCUAAGAGACACCUUAAAUAUUGUGCUGUGUUUUUCUACUUGGCUAUCUUGUAUUUUUGCUUGACUUCUUUCCUUUUCUGUUGAAGACCACAAAUUUUUCCUUUCUGUGCCUGAACAGUUUCAACUUAGUCUACUUCAUUUCUCUUCAUCUGUGGAUCAUAGGUCUUUGAAUAACGUUCUCUUUGAUCUCUAUAUAUUUAUAUAUUAACCUUUGUUUCCAAAUGUAACAUCUCCAUAAAAGUCAUAAAUGUUCUUUUUUAAAGGCUGUUAUUUUUUUAAUUAUUAUUUUUUGGUGAGGAUGUUGAAACUACUUUUCUUCAAUAUUUGUGAUGAAUUACUAAAGGUGGAUAUUUGAAGGAGACCUUAUCAGUACUAGAUUCAGUGCAUGCUCAGAAUGAAAGAAGUUACGUGUACGUUUUUCCCUUAACAGAAGUAAUUUGUAGAAAAAAAUAUAAAUCUUAAAAAUAACAAAAAUCUUUGUAGAUAAUCAUGUAUAAGGCUAAAGCGAAGAAACUAUUUCAACCAAACAAUACUUCAAAGUCUGACAAGUCCAUCCAGAAUGAUUGGAACUGGUCAGGAUUUAAGACAUGCUGCUGAAAGACACUGGAGAAUUGUUUAGAGUUCUAAACAAAGAUCACUACAUUUAUGAAGAAAAGUAACUUCUUCAUUUGCUGAACAGUGAACAGUGAUCUGUAGUAUUGUUGGCUUCAGUAAGUGAGCUCUGGAAACCUGAUGCUGUGCAGUGAAUUUUGUAAAAUCCCUGCUAAACUUCUGCUUAGCAACUCACAAUUGUAGGCAUAAUGCCACAGUUUUCAUGCAGGACAAGCUUCCUCUUUAGAAAAGAGCUGAAGGUGAUAACCUCAAAGGUCCAUAGACUACUGACAGCACCGUAACAUUUUCCACAUAACUAUGUGAGGAAUCCAGUGCCAGAUAGAGACUACGGCACAGACUUGUCUUGGUCGUGGCCACUGUUACUGGGAGCUUGGUACAGUUUUGAGGUGAAUACAUAAAGGACUGUCUGCAUUUUGCUCUGGUAGAACUCUGGCUGACUUUCAACCACAUGAGACAAAUCUGGUGUUUCGUCUAGUUCAGGCAGCCUCAGAGGUGUGCGUUAGCGCACGCUCCCUGGAGCCACGGUGGGGCAGGGACUCCACGGUCAAGAGAGGGCGCUCAGCGACUUCUGGAGCAAAUCCAGACUUUGUGUUGCUGACAACUGUGAAAGAAAGAAUAAUUUGGCCUUCAAAAGCAUACAGUGAAAUGCCUGUGAAUACAUAGGGGUCUCAUAUGUGAUAUAUUUAGAAAAUGAGCCAAGUCUGAAUGCUUGCAGCUCUGCAUAGAAAAGCCAUUGGAUGUGCAAAUUUCUCAUGAAUAAAGUAACGACAAGUGGUAUAUAGGACUGUCUGAACCAAUUUCAGCUGAUUUUUAUGACAGCAUAUAUUUUUUACAUGAGCUCUAAAAGUAAGAAAUGUUUUGACAAAUCUCAUCUAAAAAUAUCUUACUAAUUUCAGAAGGGCAUAAGGGUUUUUCAUACUUGACAGUUACAGAAACUGGUUUUCACCAAAUAGAAGGUGAGCUGAGCUCUUCAUUUGUUAAUGUCACGUUUUCACUGUAAGAAGUCAGAGAGCAUAUUGUUACUGUGCAAUAACAGCCCAACAAGGAAUGACUUAGACAAAUUUGGGAAUCAAAAAACAUACCAGGAGGAAUAUGGCCUGCUUUAAGAAAAAGAGCUGCAUGAAAUGAGUUAGUAUGUGGCAAAACAGCAAAUUUUGGCUUUUAGCCUGAAUGUGAAACAUUGCAUUUAAACACAUUCAAUAAAUGCAGACCUGUAUCUAUUGUCAUAGAAUGUCACAUUGUGUACAGGCCAGGUGCAACAACAUGUUUGUGUUACUGCAGGAAGGCUGAAGAAGUAUCCAUUUGUGAUUACACAAUUCCACAUCACAAACAAACCAAGCUUCUUAUUUUCAGUUUGCAAAUGCCUAUAUGCUUAAAAGCUGCACCUGUAGCACUUAACAUUUUAAUCCUCUCCUCCUGCUUUAAAUACUGCACUUAUUUUUAGUGAGGUGAUGAUGAUUCUUACCUAGGCAUUCUCAUCAAAUAACAGCCUGCACACCUGCUGUAAUCCAGGAGAUUGCAACAAUCAGAAAUUGCUAAUCAAGCCCUAAGUCAUGCUACGAAAGUGCUUGUUAGUGAUUGCUGUGGGCAGGGUGUUCCUGUGUGUCAUUUGAGUACAGGAAGUGCCAGGAUUCUCUGCUCAGUAGGAGAUAGUCUCCUGUAUCUUGCCUGCAAUAGCAAGCUUUACACUGCCUGAAGAUUUAGGUCACCAAAACUGGACUGAAAGAAGACUUCAAUAACCUUCAGUCCAUUUUCCUGCCUACUUUCCUUCCUCUUUAUUUAGUAGGUUUUUACCUGAAGACCAACUUUUCACAAGAAAUUUAUUUUCUUAUGCUUCCUCCCCACAAUAAAGUUAAACCACAGCAUUAGAUAUAUUGAAGAUUUAGACCGAUCCUUCCUACACAUCAGUUUUGUAUUAGUUUUAAGUAAGCUUAUCCUAGUAAGCUCAUAUUAAUUUACUUUAGAUUAGUUUUAGACUAGCUUAAAUAAAGAUAUGUUUGGCUGCAGAAUUUUCAAAGGCUGCAUUUUGAUUUGCCAGAUGGUCUUGAAGGAGCACAGCUCAGCUGCAGUCCUCCAUCUAUACAUAGAAAGAACAGAUGAUGCCACAUGAACAAGAAACAUGCUUUCAUGCAUUAAACAUUCAAAUAAGAACGUUUAUCCCCACUCCAGGCCCCUUUAGUUAGUGUGCCCAACAGAUUCAAAUUUGUUAGAUUAGUCCUAUCUAUAAACAACCCAGUUCUAAUCUUCGGGAGCUAAAGCGGUGGUAGGAUUCCUCUAAGGAACUACUGCCUGGUCUUUGACAGCAAAACCUAAUCGGUCUGUGAGAGUACUUGUGUCUGGACUCUAAAUACCUUUGAGUGCUCUUAAAAAAAAAGAACUGGAGUGAAAUAUUCAAUAACUGAAUUCAGUGGCAAAUUUCUCAGCCAGCUCAGGGGUCUGGAUUUUCCAUUUUCUGCAUGGUGGGAAUGAGCAACAUGCUGUUAUGUGUACCUGUGUCAUUAUUUUAAGUAGUUGCAUUUUUUUUUCUGUAGUUGAAAACCACUGUUUGACAGGAAUGGUAGUAAUUGGAGAAGUUCUGUAGACUCUCAAUAUUUUGAGAUGUUAAUGAAAUAGUUUUCUAGGAUGAGAGACUGUCGUAAGCACUUGCGGAAAGAAAACAAGACUUUUGUCUCCCAUAAGAAUUUUUGGAAUUCUGUAAGGUAAUAGGAAUGUAUUCCUCGGUAUCUGACUUCAGUUUGGAGAGAAGUCUCAUGUUUUGUCAUUACACUUUUCAUCUGAAUAGAAACAAACUGGGAAAUAAACUCUUAAGGAAAAAUAUGUUAUCUGAGUACCUGAAUAUGUACAAUUCCAGUUUGUUAUUUCAUUUAUUUAUUGUUUCAUCACUAAACUUUUAAUCUAUAAAGUUUAAUAUGUAAUAUACAAGAGUAAAAUGUACAGAAGUACCUGUAGAUGUAAUAAUUUAAACCACCUGUAUUCAGAAAGCAGAGAGAACUAGUUUAAAGAUAUACAGACAGACAACUGCAAUUCAACUUUAGCUGAAUUUCUCAAUAUCUAGGAAAAGAAGUGGCUUUGCUUAAGUAAAUUUUAAUGAUUGUGAAAAUAUCUUUUUUAGUUUGUUCUUGUUACUUUUUUAAUUAAAAUUAUUUUGUAAAUAUUGUUUUCUAUGUUUUAUACCUUAGAAAGGCCACUAAUUUGCAUUGACAGCAGCAGAUAUUCAACAGAUAAUUAAAAAGGUGCUUACAGGGCACUGGUGUGCGCGUGGUCGGAUGACUGCUCCUGUGGUUUCUGCAGUCUCACUGGUGUCACAGGAAGAGUUUUCUGGGACAACUUAACCUGCUAGUUUUCACUGAAUUGACUAUGAAGUGUCAUUCUGAAGUGCUUACCGUUUUCAAAACAUAUAAAGAACAUGUAUGUUAAAGUUAGCGCUAGUUCUUACUAGAAUAAGAAGCAACACAAAAUUCAGAAAAAAAAGGGGAAUUCAAAAAUUAUGCCCCGGUAUAGCACAAAGAUAAGGAAAGGCAUGGUAUCUCUGCACUCUAGGUAGCAGUGGAAGUGAUAAAUCAACAUAUUGGAUCAGAUCACAGAGCCUUUUCUAGGCAAAACUGCCACUGAGAUCUGUGGGAAUUUUACCUGGAUUAGGUUCACUGUGAUCUUGUCCAUCGCCUAUUAAAUAGGAAAUACUGGUAAACUAGAUCUUGGGAAAAAUACCCAGACAAGUAAUAUUGGUUACUGUACCAACUGGCUAUAUCUGAAUAGUAGGCAUGAGUGACAUUCUGAAUGAAACCCUUGUAGAUGCUGCUGGGACUUCUAAGCUUUAUUAUCAGUGUAAAUUAUGUACAAACAGCUAUUUCCAUAUGAAAUGUAUCAUGGUAGUUUAGAGCAAAGAUAGUGAAUAACUGUACAAAAUUUGAUACUUAGAAAAUAAAAUACUGUGAUCUAAGCUUUACCAAUAUUUUAAAAAUACUGUCAGAUUCGUAGUAGAAAAUGUUGUUGUAAAUGUACCUUAUAAGAAAAUACAUUUCCUUUUGCCUCUGUAUAUUAAUAGCUUUGUUUUCUAUGUCAAAGCUCAAAAUGAAGCAUGUAAUAAAACUUUUGUUAAAAUCACUUUCAUAAUAAACAUAAAAUGGAAUGGA